Messenger RNA from Asterias rubens (European starfish), 2001 nucleotides. RefSeq names its product inhibin beta B chain-like. Gene Ontology annotation, cellular component: extracellular region. The transcript is spliced from 2 exons. The record is from RefSeq and is a predicted model, not a curated record. Gene Ontology annotation, biological process: SMAD protein signal transduction. The coding region runs from base 157 to 1488 and encodes 443 amino acids. Gene Ontology annotation, molecular function: cytokine activity; growth factor activity. NCBI's taxonomy places the organism in Eukaryota, Metazoa, Echinodermata, Asteroidea, Forcipulatida, Asteriidae.
AGCCUGUUUGUUCACUUCAAACCCCGUUGACUUCUAAUACGGACAUUGCAAGAGGGUCUAGCGUUCAUAUCCGAACCUUCCCGCGACUGACUCUAACCGCAAUCUCCAGGCGCCACAAUUCGCUGUUCUUAAGGGUGUUGCGCAACCUAUCUCACUAUGGCCGUACUGUCUUGGCAAGUAAUAGCAUUCGUGUUGAUAAACUGUAUUAUUCUCGCCACUAACUUUGCUCAUGGUGGAAUUCUGUCAAGUACGAGUCCGGAGCUUGCCCCCGUGAGUAACACAUCGAUUGAAUCAGUAAACAUAACUAAUCCAGACGAGCACGCCAACCAGAUGACCACCCGGCUCUUCGUGGGGCAAACAGCUCCGGUAGACGGUGUGGAAAGUGCGGCUGAAGAGGGGGUGCCACCACCGAAACGCGCCGGACAGUACAACCUAAACAGCUCGCCAAAAGACAGCGGGGAAAAGUCGCAUGGAAAACACAAAGCUGCUGGACAAUCCAAAGCCGAGUCGGUGUCUACUUCCGAGUCGACCGACCCCCCUUCCAACCCGUUCCUCAUCGGGGAAAAAGAGAGAAUUGCCCGGCUAGAGAUGUUCAAAGAGUCGUUCUUACAGAAGUUGGGUCUCAAAGCUCCUCCCAAUGUCACGCAACCUAAACCCAAUUUACCGUCCGUUGUGCUGAGCCGGCUGCUGAACAGAGAGCAGAAUGACCAGCCGCGUCUUCAAGACACUAAGCCAAGGAAGGUCGUCGUGUUUGCUGAGGAAGGUGAAGUGGUAUGUGGGGUCGAUGUUGAUGACAGUUCAUGCUUCAAGUUCGACGUUACAGAUGCGCUGGAUAACUCUGUCGUAAGUUCUGCAUUAAUUUGGGUCUACAUCACGCAUGCGCCCGAGGGCUCAUCCGUCGUCAUCAGCCGACCGAAGCAUCACUAUGGCAACGGUCGGGUCCUCGUCACCCGAAAGCUGUACUCUCAAGAAGGAUGGGUGGAGGUGGAGAUCCCGCUGGAACGUCACAAAUGGAACCGCCAGCAGCACUACUUCGUGGUCACUACAAAACCCACCCACGAAAUUGGGAACCGCACCGUGUCCAGGGAAUCCAGCCUGCGUCCCAUGCUGAUGAUGACACUGACCCGGAAAGAGUGGUCGCACCGGACGCGCCGGAGCACCGGACUGUGCACCGCCAAUCAGACCUCGUGCUGCGUCAAGGACUUUAUGGCGGACUUCAGACUGAUUGGCUGGUCAUCCUGGAUCAUCCGGCCAUUAGAGUUCAACGUACGGUACUGUACCGGGAGUUGCGGCGCAGCCACCCGUAACUACCUGUCGGAUCACGCGGAGGUGGUAUCACUUCACAUAGAGAACAAUGCUGGGGGAACCGACAUGGCUAUGUGCUGCGUUCCGAAAGACAUCAGUGGAAUGGAGGUGAUUUACCUAGAAAACAAUAGCGUGCACACAACUACCAUAAACGUUAUCGUCGAAACGUGCGGUUGCGCGUAGUCCUCUAAUAAUAGCUGGACAUUAGAGCAAAGGAAAUAACACAUUCGAAUCGUGCUUGUAAUUUAACAACCUAAGCGGAGCGCAUGUUUUUUUCUCUCUACAUCAAAAUUGCCACUGUGGUAGUGCUGUGGUAGGGUUUUUUGUGAGUCGAAUAAAAAAGGAACACCCCCCCCCCUAAAAAAAAGGACAAUUUUGGAGAAACUACAGAAAACAGAAUUGCAGUCGGAGUAGUGCUUUGGUUACGAAAAUGUGGCUUGGAUCGAAUCGGAAAAUUAAGCCGUGUAAACUAUAUAAGCCAGGGAUAUAUGGAAUCGGCUAUGGUUUUGGUUAAUGGCUGCGAGUGGAGCGUAGAAGAAUUUAUUUGUCUUAAUAAAAUGGGGAUAAGGACUGACAAAAUGACGAGAGUGGGAUAUGAACCUGUAACCUCCGAUUGAACGUGCCGGGUGGAUUUCACAAAGAGUUAACGGGAAGGUACACGUUUGGUAAUUGUCAAAGACCAGUCUUUGAACUUGG